UUGUUGUUGUUCAUUUCCACCUCUCUCGUCUCUCUUUUUCCCUCUUCUUGUCUCUUUUCCCUCUUUCUUCUCUCGUCUCUUUUCUUUCCCUUCCCUUUGCCUUGGUUGCUGCUCUCUCUUUUUUUUCCCUUUUUCUCUCUUUUCUUAUCCUGGUCGUGCAUGCAGCAGCAGCAUUCUUGACCGAAUAAUUAUAUCCACUUCACUAAUUGCACCCUCCCUCCCUUCAUUUCUUUAUUUCUCCACUCCACACCGCUCCAUUUCUCUGUCUCUCUCCUCCCCCCACAGCCACUCUCUCUCUUCUCUCUUCUCCACUCCACCUUUCCUCACUCACUCACUCACUCUUUCUCUCUCUCCUCUUCAUCUACUUCCACUUCCUUUCAAAAGCACAGCAACUCCCUUUUCCUCCUCCUCUUUGCCUCUUUGCCUCUUUGCCACACCUUAACCCCCACUCCCCUCCUUCUCUCUCCACACUCCCCUCCUUUCUACAGAGCCAUACAAAUGAACGCGGCUGAAGCAUCCACAAACAGCCUGCUGGAGCUGUACCAGGAGCACAUCCAGCAGGUCACAGAGCUGCAGCACCUCGUCCAGCAGCAGUACCCGCCCCACCACCCCUCCCACCACAUCGCCACCAACUACCUCAACGACCGCAUCACCCUCUUCCGCUUCCUCAAGAAGGCCAACUACGCCCUCCCUGAGGCCUACAACCUCGUCGACGCCAACGUCGCCUGGAGGAUAGCUGCAGAAUGCGACCAUAUCUCCCCCAGAGAUAUGGAGGACAACCCCCUCUGGAUCAACGGACUCGUCCAGUUGCGCGGCCAGGACCGCUACGGUCAUCCUGUCAUCACCAUCCGCCUCCGCAAAUAUGUCCCCGCCCCUCAGCAGGAGUAUUCCGACACGGGAGAGGCCGAAGAGAACGACCGAUUCCUGGAAUACAAGCGCUACAUCAUUUUCGUCCUCGAAUGCACCCGCAAGCUCCUCUGGGAGUCUAGCCGUCGUCAGCCCCCAGAGGACCAUUCGCUCCAGGCAUCGCUGAUUCUCGAUCUCCAGGGUGCCUCGGUAUCCGAUUUGGAUCAUCAGAUGAUCUCUUACACCAUCGAUUUGCUCAAGCACCGUUACCCCAGCUGCUUUGCUCAAGUUUACGUGCUCAACUACAGCUGGGUCUUUGGCGGAAUCUGGCAGAUGCUCAAGCGUGCUCUUCCAGAAACUGCUCGCGCACGGGUCUCGUUCCCGUCCUCGGUUAAUGAGCUCCACGACCAUUUCGACCUCCAAGAACUCUCUACCGACUUUGGCGGCACUGAUGCGUACGAGUACGAUCCAGAGACCUGUGAGAUCUUUCAUUACUUUGGUUAUCCAAUGCUCAGUCUCCAGUCCGGAACCCCGACCUCAUCUCUCAGCCGGGUCAAUUCAUGCGACUCGAUCUAUUUCGAUGCCAUCUCGACUCCACUCCACAGUCCCGGAUUACGACCCCACGACGGCCUUAAUUUCUUGUCAAUGACACCGAUGAUGCCCAUGGCCCCACCCUCGUCCGGCAACAAUAGUCAUUUGAAUAACAAUAAUAUGUUAGUGCGACCUAAUCUUCUCAGGACCCGCUCCAACUCGAUCCCACUCAUCGACCUGAACAACACUACAUCCGCAGGCAACAACAACCCUCAUCAGCGCCAUCAUACCUCUGGCGGCAACCACAGCCACCACAGCCACAAAUCGACACCGCUGAAGGCUUCACUGCUAAAGCAUUCCAAGUCCUCUGCUAACAUCCCGUCCUUCAUGAUCACACCCUCGAUCGAGUCGGACCUGCCGACACAGUACCCGCUAUCCCGCAAGGACCGGACAUGGAUCGGUCGCGAUUCUGGAAGUGACCCCAAGAACCCACGCGGGGGUCGGUUUUAUCGAUUGAUUCUUCGUCCAAAUUCGAUCUUCAUGAAGAUUGCGGCCAGACAGCAGGGAAUGCGAAACAAGGUUGUGAAGGUUGUGAAGACAUGUGCAGACAAGAUGAUGCGCACGGAUAUGAAGACGUUGUUGUAUUGGGUGAUGGCGUUGAUUAUGUUGAGAGGCGAGGUCUGGCAGCUUAUUGCGGCGACGGCGGUCAAGGUCUUGACGGUCGUUGGCGAUGGUGAUGAGCUCUUGCUUUGAGCCUGAGAGGAGUAGCUUGCUAUUUUCUUUCAUUGUACCAUAGUUUCUUUUUCUUUCUUCUCUCUCCCUCCUAUUGUUGAGCAGAGCAGAUUUAUAUCGCAUCUGCACGUUCUUGUAUUUGUAGCCUUGGCUCGCUGUAAAUAGAAGUGGAUAAUUAAAACUUGUAUGCCGUUGACCUGUCGCAAUGUU
Gamsiella multidivaricata is the source of this 2319-nucleotide messenger RNA. Its product is annotated as CRAL-TRIO domain-containing protein. The transcript is spliced from 3 exons. Bases 499 to 2130 code for a protein of 543 amino acids. The record is from RefSeq and is a predicted model, not a curated record. NCBI's taxonomy places the organism in Eukaryota, Fungi, Mortierellomycota, Mortierellomycetes, Mortierellales, Mortierellaceae.